AUGAACAUACCAUUAAGUGUGAAAUAUAUUGGUAAUUAUUGUUUCUGUGAAUGCAGUAGUCUGACUAGUGUUACAAUACCAUCAAGUGUGACAUCAAUUGGUUAUGGAUGUUUCAGUGAAUGUAGUAAUUUAAGUAGUAUUACAACACCAUUGAGUGUAACAUCAAUUAGUGUUUGUUGUUUCAGUGGAUGCAGUAAUUUAACCAAUGUUAACAUACCAUUAAGUGUGAAAUAUAUUGGUGAAUACUGUUUUGGUGGAUGCAAUAGUUUGAGCAGUGUUACAAUACCAUCGAGUGUGACAUCGAUUGGUGAAUAUUGUUUCGGUGGAUGCAGUAGUCUAAGCAGUAUUACAAUACCAUCCAAUGUAAGAUAUAUUGAUAAUGGAUCGAAUGAGAUAAUUUACGAAGUUGAGUUAGUUGAUUACUCUUGUACUAGUAGUUACGUGCGAAAGGGGGGUUUAAAGGCAGCCCCAUCCCCCACUCACCUCCUGGGAACAGAGAUUACUUAA
This is a messenger RNA of Entamoeba invadens IP1, 507 nucleotides long. RefSeq lists its product as hypothetical. NCBI's taxonomy places the organism in Eukaryota, Evosea, Mastigamoebida, Endamoebidae. The transcript is spliced from 3 exons. The coding region runs from base 1 to 507 and encodes 168 amino acids. The record is from RefSeq and is a predicted model, not a curated record.